AUGCAUGUCCUAACACAGUAUAUAGUAAAUAAAAAUAAUCGUUACAGAAUAUCAAGGAUAAUUAUAAAGUUAUGGAGCUAAAUAUUACUUCCGGUUAAUUUCGCAUAUUUAUACGUGGCAACGUUGCGUCUGUUUAAAGUAACCAAUCAAACGCAAUCCGCAUUGACGAAACGACCAAUCGCGUUGCUGGAGGGAUGUACCCAUAAUGCACCGAAAACGAAAGUACAUAGUGCGAUUGUGUGACGAUUUCUCUAGUAGAUUUCCGACUCUGCUACUUUGUUCUCUUCGUUGUCGGACGCCGUAGUGAACGCUUCGUUUCGCAGGAAAGUCGCGAGCGAGUGUUGUACCUUUUUUUUUCACGAAGAAUUUUGCUAUUAACAAUUGCUGUUUUUCAUUCGAACGGACGAUGGCAGGAACUGAAUCGCCUAAUUUAAUAAAAUCCGAGUCGCAGAACACGUCUACGGAAAAUAGCAACGAAAAUGUACGGGAACGAAAUCCUCCCGGUGGCGGUAAUCGCGGUCCGCGUGGUCGAAAAGGAGGAACACGUUUUUCCGGUGGACGUGGCGGUGGAAUGGGCGGAGGAAACAGAAAUAACGAUGGACCGAUGAAAAUGAACGAUCCCAUUCAUGGAGGCAUGGAUGGAGGUAUGGACAGUACAAUGAAUGAAGGAAUGGGUGGAGGUAUGGGAGGUGGUAUGGGAAUUGGACGCGGUGGUGGAAUGCGUGGUGGUAGAGGUGGUCGUGGAGGUAUUGAAAGAAACAUGGCAAACCGCUCACAAGAUGAUCGCUUGAUGGAGCGAAUUAUGGCUAUUAGCGGACCUACGCACGAUCUACCACCCCAAGAGACCACAGAAAAGAAAUUCAGUGGUCGUAAUCGUUUAUAUAUCGGAAAUUUGACAAACGACGUCACAGACGAAGAGAUUCAACAAAUGUUUCAACAAUACGGUGAAAUAUCCGAACUUUUUGUAAAUAAGGAAAAGAAUUUUGCAUUUCUUAGAAUGGAUUAUAGGGUAAACGCUGAAAAAGCAAAACACGAGUUGGAUGGUACAAUGCGAAAAGGACGUGCACUCAAAGUGCGUUUUGCACCUUACUCACAAAUUAAAGUUAAGAAUCUUACGCCUUGGGUCUCGAACGAAUUACUUGAAAGAGCAUUCAGCGUCUUUGGUGAAAUUGAACGCGCGAUAGUUAUUGUAGACGAUAGAGGGAAGUCUACCGGAGAAGGAAUCGUAGAAUUUUGCAGGAAACCAUCAGCUCAACUUGCUCUACGAAAGUGCACGGAAGGAUGCUACUUCCUCACGGCGUCCUUACGUCCUGUAGUUGUUGAACCAUUUGAACAACAAGAUGACAUUGAUGGUUAUCCAGAUAAAACCUUGCCUCGUAAAAAUCCAGAAUUCUUUAAAGCUCGUGAUAUCGGGCCAAGGUUUGCGCAGAUCGGAAGUUUCGAACAUGAGUAUGGAACGAGGUGGAAGCAGCUCCAUGAAUUGUACAAACAAAAAGAAGAAGCGUUAAAGAGAGAAAUGGCAAUGGAGGAAGAGAAAUUGGAAGCUCAAAUGGAGUUUGCACGAUACGAACACGAGACUGAAUUGUUAAGGGAACAAUUGCGCAUGCGUGAGGCUGAUCGUGAGAGGCAAAAAAGAGAAUGGGAAAUGAAAGAAAGACAGGCCGAGGAACAAAGAACGCGCGAAGAGGAAUUACGAAGGAGACAGCAAGAAGAAAUGGCAAUGCGUAUUAGAAGACAAGAGGAAGAACUGCAUAGGCGUCAACAGGAGAAUAAUUUGUUCAUGCAGGAUCCAAAGUCUUUCAUGGAUGCUUACAAUAGUAUGGAUCGUGGUAGCCGUGGGGGUUACAAUGACGAUCGUAGUCAAAUAAUGGAUUUGAUGGACAUGAGGGUCGAUAUGGGUAAUAUGGGUGGUGGUCGUGGAAGUAGUGGUGGCAGUGGACGUUGGCAAGGUGGCAAUGAUCGUAAUCGUCAGGAUGAUUAUCCUAAUAAGCGAAGACUUUCCUUGGAUUUUUACUCACGAGUUCCUGAAUCUGAACGUAUCUCAAUCAUCGGUCGUUUACUUCCUCAUAAAAGUUGGUGUUCAGAUUGCUUCUGAUUGUCAGAAUCACAAAUUGCUUCAUUAA
Molecule: messenger RNA, 2123 nt
Organism: Heterotrigona itama
Lineage: Eukaryota; Metazoa; Arthropoda; Insecta; Hymenoptera; Apidae
Source: the annotation of a GenBank genome assembly